This is a messenger RNA of Mycena citricolor, 1224 nucleotides long. The record is from the annotation of a GenBank genome assembly. NCBI's taxonomy places the organism in Eukaryota, Fungi, Basidiomycota, Agaricomycetes, Agaricales, Mycenaceae.
GCAAAGCUGCCGCGAGGCUCCGUUUGGCUUGGUGGCUGCAACGACAAAGGCUGCUGACAUGACUUGCCGCCUUGCGUGGUUCGGCAAGAGUUCUCAAAAAGGUAUGUCUUGGUCCAACGCCCCCACUUCGGCAUUACAACAAACUCUGUGGCUCCGGCUGUCCGGGCCUUGUGUGUGGUGCCCAAAAUAGCUCCCUGAAUAUAAAAGCAGAGAGUAUCUGGGCCUCAUGCCAUCCUCUUGCUCCCUUGCGCAAUCGCGAACGACAUGCCUGGCUCCCUGGGACGCAGUCCUCGGUCGUCAAUGACGAUUGUCGACGCAGGUCUGCCACGCACCGAUUCUGACGCAACAAAACGUGAACGAUCCCAGCUCAGAGCCCAAGAUCUGCCCAGAGAACCCGAGGAGAUCAGCUGGGACGGGCCCAACGAUCCCGAAAAUCCGCAGAACUAGACGGACCGCAAAAAGUGGUGGAUCACAUUUCUUUGUGUAAUAGCGACCUUGAAUGUUACAUUUGCUUCUUCUGCACCGAGCUCGGCAUUGGAGUUCAUCCGCGCCGAAUAUGGGAUCUCUGCCGAAGUUUCUUAUCUUGUCACAUCCGUGUUCCUCCUGGGAUAUGUACUCGGCCCGCUUGUGUGGGGACCCGGAAGCGAGUUGUUGGGUCGCCGACCUGUAUACACCUUUGCCAUGGUCGUGUAUACUAUCCUCCACCUCGGGGAAGCACUGGCCCGAAACAUUGAAACGAUGCUCGUCACGCGGUUUCUCGGCGGCCUCUUCGCCUGUGCUCCCUUGGUCAACUCGGGGGCGUCCUCGCCGACAUCUGGUCCACAGAGAAACGCGGCACGGCGAUGAGCUCUUCUCCGCCAGCGCAUUUCUCGGUCCAGUCAUGGGCCCCCUCAUCGCAGUCUUCAUCGUCGAGAGUGACCUGUCGUGGCGAUGGGUGUUUCUGGGUCAUGAUGAUAUUUGCGGGAUCCAGCACUGCGCUCAUCAUCUUUGGAUUGCCGGAAACGUUUGCACCAGUUUUUGCUGUCAAAGAGGUUCGUGCGCAGCGCAAAGGAGAGCCAGAAGCAUUGGGCCACCUACGGGCGCAUGAGAACCGGACUGGUCUGCGAUGGGCCUCAUCCGCUCGGCUCUUUCGCCCGUUCAUCAUGCUCGCUGGCGAGCCCAUCUGGUUUUCUCGUCACGGCUUAUAUCUCGCUCAUCUACGGUGUUCUCUACGCUCGUGAGUCG